CCGGUAAAAUCCUCCGUUACCGCCGCCGUGUCGCCGCCGAAAGCUCGCUGCUCCUCUGAAGCGUUACUCCCUGAGGACUUGCGUCUCCUCUGUGGUUGGAGGAUGGAGGACUCGGAGGCGGAGCUGGCGGUGUCGGAGUCGGACGCUCUGGGCGCCGACUUCAUCACGGUGGAGCUGGACACGCAGCCCAUCGAGUACGUGGUGAAGUGGGCCGAAGUCGGUUCCAAGUUCACCAUCUCCUGCGUGAAGAAGGACUCAGACGACCCGUCGGACCUGAGCGCCGAGCAGCUGAAGAUCGAGACGGACGAGGCGUUCUUCGCUCCGUACGAGGAGGUGUACCCCUGCGAGGUGACGGAGCAGAGCGUGGAGAUAAAGACGGACUCUGACGACGAAGACGAGGAGGAAGAGGAGGAGCACGAGGUUCUGGUGGAGGCGGGGAGCAGCCAGCUGGACGGCGACGGCGACUCGGACCAGGCGGACUUCGAGCCGGACGAGCGUCAGUACCGCUGCAGCUACUGUGGGAAGUGUUACAGCCACGCGUCCAGUCUGUACCGACACCAGCAGACUCACAGCGGGAAGAGCGGGGGGGCGCUGCCUCCCGCCAAGCGAGCGCUGGAGCCCACGCACCAGGAGGCCCGCUACACCUGCCCUCACUGCGGCAUGAGCUUCAAAGGCAGCAGGAUGCUGGGGAGUCACCUGCGGCUGCACGGGAAGCGGCGGAUCCACCCCUGCAACAUCUGCGGGAAGGAGUUCAACCACAGCUCCAGCCUGUCGCGCCACCGCCUCAUCCACAAGAAAGGGAAGGGCAUCCCCAAAGACAUCGGCCUGGGCCCCAACAUGUCCGCGCUGCGCCACUCGCUGAAGGCCGGCGCCAAGAACAAGAAGACCAAGCGGCAGCAGCAGCGGCAGCAGCAGCAGCAGCAGGCGGCGGUCGCCAUCGUUCAGAAUCAGGGCGGCGAUAAGUUCUACGCCUGCCCGCAGUGCGACAUGAGCUUCAGGACGUCCACGCAGCUGUCCAAGCAUCAGGUGACCCACGUCAAGGAGCUGCUGGACAACUACACGCCCGGCAAGGAGAACCUCGGCGAGACUUCCUCCGACCUCAAGAUCCGCCUCAAGCUCUGCUCCCGCGACAAGCCCAACUUCUACACCCUCUGCAAGAAGAACCGCCGCCGCCGCGGGGGGCGAGGCGGCCGGCGUGGCGUCGCUCUCUCCGAGGAUGAGGAAGGGAGCGGCGGUGGUGGUGGCGGCGUAGGAGGAGGUGGUGGAGUAGGAGGAGUUGGUCGCCAUGGUUGCAGCCACUGUGGGAAGCGGUUCAGCCACGCCUCCAGCCUGGCGCGGCACCAGCAGACCCACCGGGCGGCGGCGGACGGCGGCGUGGCGCGAGGGAAGCUGCAGCAGCACCAGAAGCAGCAUCACAUCAAGACCGGACUCCCCGGCGCCGCCACCGCCACCCGCCACCGCCAAAACCAAGACCUACACCUGCGCCGCCUGCAACAAGACCUUCAUGCACUCGUCCAGCUUCUCGCGCCACAAGAAGGCUCACAUGGAGGAGGAGCAGCGGGCGCACGCCUCCGCCACCGCCAAGCGCAGGAAGAGAGCGGUGCUGGACGAGACCGCGCCGCUGGAGUCCGACUCCGAGUGACGUCGCCCCCUCCUCCUCCUCCUCCUCGGCUCUGGACUGGUUCUGGACCUGUUCUGGGUUUGGUUCUGAAUCAGCACUGACUGGUUCUGGACUGGUUUGGGACCAGUUCAGAAAAAAAACGACAAAGAA
Molecule: messenger RNA, 1771 nt
Organism: Scomber japonicus (chub mackerel)
Lineage: Eukaryota; Metazoa; Chordata; Actinopteri; Scombriformes; Scombridae
Product: zinc finger protein 135
Exons: 3
Coding region: 103-1722 (539 amino acids)
Biological process (GO): regulation of transcription by RNA polymerase II
Molecular function (GO): RNA polymerase II cis-regulatory region sequence-specific DNA binding; DNA-binding transcription factor activity, RNA polymerase II-specific
Source: RefSeq, a predicted model, not a curated record